This is a messenger RNA of Phaedon cochleariae (mustard beetle), 381 nucleotides long. Lineage: Eukaryota; Metazoa; Arthropoda; Insecta; Coleoptera; Chrysomelidae. The record is from the annotation of a GenBank genome assembly.
AUGGAACCGGGCAAGAAACCGCUCUCUUCAAUGGCACCGUCUAUAGUUACAGAUGAGAAUGGCGAUGUCAAAAUAGUGGUCGGAGCUGCUGGAGGAUCCAAAAUCACAACUGCUGUAGCUCAAAUGAUAAUGCGAGUUUUAUGGUUCGGAGAAAACGUCAAAGAAGCUACAGAUGCUCCAAGAAUUCAUCAUCAGUUGCUUCCCAUGCAAGUCGAAUACGAAUAUGGAACAUUAGAACAAGUUGUUAAUGGACUUUUCACAAUUGGACACAAACUUAGGAGAAAUGGUGGAUCUAUUGUGUGUACACUUUUGAAGGAAGCAAAUUACAUAGUAGGCAAUGCUGAUCAUAGAAAAGGCGGUGAAGUUCAUGGAAUAAUGUGA